This is a messenger RNA of Aureobasidium vineae, 2937 nucleotides long. NCBI's taxonomy places the organism in Eukaryota, Fungi, Ascomycota, Dothideomycetes, Dothideales, Saccotheciaceae. The record is from the annotation of a GenBank genome assembly.
AUGUCUUCGUUCAAACGCCGCAAGCUAGACAAUGACGGAGAUGCCGAAGAUGAUGGUCAUUUCGCCAUAAGACCCUCAAAACACAACUCCUCUCACCAACGAGAUGGACCGCGCCAGGGACAGUCGCAAGGCGCAAAGCCGCGCCAGCAAGAAUUCGAUGGCCCUGAGCCCGGUGUUGACGCCCAGGACCAAACUGCUCUGGAUCGCGACUGGUACUUAGGCGACGAAGGCGGUGCCACUCUCGGCGACGACUCACACAACCCAUUCGGAGAUGACGCCACUUGGGAGGACCAGCAGCGCGAGGCCGCUCUCCUGGAGAAGAAGAUGGCUGUACGUGCUCGCGGAAACCCACGCGCAAUGCAGAGGCAACGCGAAAACGAUGCCUGGGAGACCAAUCGCAUGCUCACAUCUGGUGUCGCACAACGAAGAGAGCUGGACACUGGCUUCGAGGACGACGAAGACGGCACCAGAGUCCACUUGCUGGUCCACGACCUGAAACCACCCUUUCUCGAUGGUAAGACUGUCUUUACAAAGCAACUAGAACCAGUAUCGGCUGUCAGAGAUCCGCAAAGCGAUAUGGCCGUAUUUAGUCGCAAGGGCAGUAAAGUCGUGAGCGAAAGACGUCAGCAGAAAGAACGAGCAAAGGCUGCUCAGGAAGCCACAAAGGUUGCCGGCACCGCCUUGGGGAAUGUGAUGGGCGUCAAAGAGGAGGACACCGACAGUGCUGCUCCAGUGCCUGCUGGCCAGGAAGAAAAAGGAGGCAGCAAGUUUGCAGAACACAUGAAGAAACAGAGUGAGGGCCAAAGUGCCUUUAGCAGAAGCAAAACGCUCAAGGAGCAGCGCGAGUACCUGCCCGCAUUCGCUGUUCGAGAGGAGCUGCUCCGUGUCAUUCGUGACAACCAAGUCAUUAUCGUCGUUGGACAGACUGGCUCAGGAAAGACCACUCAAUUGACCCAGUUCCUCUACGAGGAUGGCUACGCGAAACACGGCUUGAUUGGUUGUACUCAGCCACGCCGUGUCGCCGCCAUGAGUGUCGCCAAACGUGUUGCCGAAGAGAUGGAGGUUAAAUUGGGCGGUCUAGUCGGUUACGCCAUCCGAUUCGAGGAUUGUACCAGCAAGGAAACUUCUAUCAAGUACAUGACGGAUGGUGUCUUGUUGCGCGAAUCUCUUGUGGAAGCCGACCUCGACAAAUACUCGUGUAUCAUCAUGGACGAGGCCCACGAGAGAGCAUUGAAUACCGACGUUCUGAUGGGCCUCAUCAAGAAGGUGCUUGCUCGCAGGCGAGACCUCAAGCUGAUCGUCACAUCGGCCACGAUGAAUGCUGACCGCUUCUCGCGAUUCUAUGGCGGCGCCCCUGAAUUUUUCAUCCCUGGACGUACAUUUCCGGUCGAUAUCCAGUACUCAAGAAGCCCCUGUGAGGACUACGUAGAUAGUGCUGUCAGGCAGGUCCUUGCCAUCCACGUUUCCCAAGGUCCGGGAGACAUUCUUGUUUUCAUGACUGGUCAGGAGGAUAUUGAGUGCACAUGCGAGCUGAUUGACGAACGUCUAAAACAGCUCAAUGAUCCGCCAAAGCUAUCCAUCCUUCCCAUCUACAGUCAAAUGCCUGCCGAUCUGCAAGCAAAAAUCUUCGAUCGCGCUGCUCCUGGUGUCCGCAAAGUCAUUGUUGCCACCAACAUCGCUGAGACGUCACUGACUGUCGAUGGUAUCAUGUAUGUUGUCGACUCUGGUUUCAGCAAGCUCAAGGUGUACAACCCUCGUAUGGGUAUGGACACGCUACAAAUCACGCCCAUCUCACAAGCAAACGCAUCGCAAAGAGCAGGACGUGCUGGAAGAACAGGUCCAGGAAAAGCUUUCCACUUGUACACCGAGCGCGCUUUCCGCGACGAAUUCUACAUCCAAACCAUUCCUGAGAUCCAGCGUACCAAUUUGGCGAACACCGUUCUCCUUCUGAAAUCGCUUGGUGUUAGGGAUCUACUAGAUUUCGACUUCAUGGAUCCUCCUCCGCAAGAAACAAUUUCGACUUCACUAUUCGACCUCUGGGCGCUGGGUGCUCUGGACAACUUGGGUGAUCUCACAGAGCUCGGCAGACAGAUGACUUCCUUCCCAAUGGAUCCCUCGAUGGCCAAGCUUGUCAUAACCUCGUGCGAAUACGGUUGUAGCGAGGAGAUCUUGACGAUUGUGUCGAUGCUUUCGGUACCCUCUGUGUUCUACCGACCAAAAGAGCGUAUGGAGGAGGCCGAUGCCGCACGUGAAAAGUUCUUUGAUUCGUCCUCCGACCACUUGACGCUGUUACAUGUAUAUCAACAAUGGUCUGCCAAUGGAAGACGCGAUGGAUGGUGUGUAACGCAUUUCCUGCACCCUAAGGCUCUGCGCAGAGCCGAGGAGAUUCGCAACCAGAUCCGCGAUAUCAUGGUCAGCAACAAGAUGCAGCUGGUGAGCUGCGGCUAUGAUAUGGAGAUUGUACGACUCUGUAUUUGCUCGGGCUACUACCAUCAAGCCGCUAAGCGCAAGGGUUUGGGCGAGUACCUCAACUUGCGCACCUCUGUGUCGAUGCAGCUACAUCCUACAUCUGCGCUAUACAAUUCUGGCGACCCACCGGACUAUGUUAUCUACCAUGAACUCAUCCUUACAUCUAAGGAGUACAUGUCGUGCGUGACUGCUGUCGAUGCGACCUGGCUGGCUGAUCUAGGAGCGGUUUUCUACUCUGUCAAGCAAAAAGGCUACAAUACCAAGCUUAAGCGUACCACUGAGCAGGAGUUCAACAAGAAGGUCGAGAUUGAACAGCAAAUGGCCGUAGAUAGACAGAAAGCAGCGGCUAGGGCCAAAGAAGAGGAAGAGAAGAAAGUACGGAAACCUACCGUCAAAAGGUCAGCGCUGUCGGCGCGGUCAGAAAGCCCAUCGUACCUAAGCGAAGAGGCUUCUAAGAUUGCUAGAUAG